Molecule: messenger RNA, 730 nt
Organism: Hibiscus syriacus
Lineage: Eukaryota; Viridiplantae; Streptophyta; Magnoliopsida; Malvales; Malvaceae
Product: protein GLUTAMINE DUMPER 3-like
Exons: 1
Coding region: 56-460 (134 amino acids)
Biological process (GO): regulation of amino acid export
Source: RefSeq, a predicted model, not a curated record
CCAUCCCCAAGCAGUUUAGUUUUUCACUUUGUACAAGUUUUGCUAACAAAAAAAAAUGGCAUCAAGCGAUGAAUUCAAGGUGACAGCAGCGUCGCCACCACCUUCAGCAGCUCCACACUCGACAUGGCAUUCGCCCGUGCCCUACUUGUUCGGAGGCUUGGCCGCCAUGCUCGGUCUCAUAGCGUUUGCGCUUCUCCUCCUCGCUUGUUCUUGUUGGAAACUGUCGGGGUACCUUGGGAACGAAGGGGAUAAUAGAGACCUGGAAGAAGGACAAGGUAAAGGAGUUGAGAGUACCGAAAAAGGAGGAGCUGCUGCUGUUGUGGAACAGAAGUUUCUUGUGAUAAUGGCGGGACAAGUGAAGCCGACGUUCUUGGCCACCCCCAUUUCUUCAACCGGCCGGUCUUCUUUUUCCGGUGAAAAGAGCUGUUGCUGUGCUGCUGAGAAGGCUGAGAACCAUUGAAUCUUCUUCAUUUUCUCCACCUUUUUUCUAUAUUAAAGAGAGCUCCAGGUUUUACUUUUUUGGAGGUGGGGUUUUGCUCUCCUUUUUCUUUAGUUCCAUCUCUUCUAGUGCCAUAGGCGUGUCUGCAAAACCCAGAAAACUGCAUGUAAAUUAUUGGAGAGGGAAGGGUUUGCCAAAUUGGGUCUCACUCUCAGCCUCAGACCGCAAAGGCAAGCUCCUGACCAGGGACGUGGUCGAAUUUUUGUAUUUUAAUGUUGAAUUUGAUUAUGA